AUGAGGUUGUGGUCUGCUCCAUUGGCACAUCACAACCAAACACCAUUAUUAGCUCUCCCUAAGGAGCUCUUAUUGAAAAUCAUAUCCAAUGUCGCCCUAUACGACGCAUAUCCAUCAUCAUUGAUACAGCUAUCCAUCACCUGUCGACAUCUUUAUUACCUUAUACACAAAGACCCAUGGCGACAAGCGACAUUAUGGCCAAGAGCCUUUAGUGCACGUUUCGAUACCUCGGCAAUUUACCGGCGUCAACUAUAUCGGCAACUCGAUUGGCAGUCUGCGCUUGAGCGUAGGUGCAGAGCACUUGAAACAUGCCGUCAAGUGGCAGCAACAGCAGCAACACAACAACCACGAGACCUUGUUGACCAGCUCAGCAAAAUCGAUUGGGAGAUCAUUUGGGACAUGAUUACAGAGCAUGAUGAGCUAAACAUUCCGCAACUAUUGAACCAUCAAGUGCAUCUGCUAGCUGGUGCUGCGUUUCAAUUAGGAUCCCUUCGUGAUCGAGAAGCUUACCCUGUGGUCCUGCCUAUUUUGUCCUUGCUAGUGAAUUAUGACUUCUCCAUCAGCCGUUUCUUUACAUCAGACAUUUCACCACACAUUGUAUCACAUGAACUAAGUCAAUUUGCAUACGACUUUGAAGCGGAUGCCCUUAUCACCAAGCACAUGUCACCACGAUUAUUUCACUCACAAAUCACGUUGCAUGAAGAUGAUGAUGAUGAUGAUGAUCCAUUUAUGAAUGACAGCAAAAGCACAAUUGAUACAACAAUCUUUUAUCCAUCACAAGAUCCACUGACAGCUGCAUUCCAUUUAUUCUUUACCACCAUCUUUGCAUGCCAUCCUGCACCUUACGAAGCCAUUCCAAAAUGUUCACCCAUUCCACUCUUUCCUAUACACUCUGCCAUGUUUGAUGUUGAAUACCUUCGACGUUAUGAGCGUCAAUUGUUUCAUGCAAGUUUAAGGGAAUCACGUGAUAAAUGGCACGACAAGCAUUAUAAGACGCCUGCUCCCUCCAACGGUAACCAGGCAUUAGAAAACAUUUACAGCGACACUGGAUUUGCAUCAUCCACACAUUUUGUCAGCGAAGCAUACCUCAUUGAAGGCGAAUGGAUGGGCUAUUAUUCGUUCUUGGAUGUGGAUGAAGACGAUGAUGGCAACGACAUUGCAACAGCAGCCUCGGAUUGGUUUGACGGUCCAAUGCGUUUGACGUUACGUAUUGUACCCCUAGAUGAUGAAGACGAAGAAGAUGAACAAGUACAACAAGCAUCAUCAUCCAUGAUCAGCCGACCCACAGGGUUUCCAUCAUGCCAUUUACGCACGUGCCCAUUGACCCGAUUUGAAGGCAUUGGCGCAGAUAAUCUUGGUGGUUUCCAUGUCACGGGUUUAAUUGACGACAGCGAAGAUGGCCAAGUGACUUGGGAAAAGACCUACAUUGAUUCAGGCGAGACCUGGGAAUAUGCUGGCAGAUUCCUCUUGCCCAUGGGUCUAUGUGGUCGUUGGGGUGAUGAACAAUAUGGAGGUCCUUGGUGGAUGUGGAAAGUACAACCAUCCAUUCAACCUGCCAACGGUCUCGAAAAGUCAUCAUCAUCAUCAUCAUCAUUAUCAUGA
Molecule: messenger RNA, 1602 nt
Organism: Lichtheimia ornata
Lineage: Eukaryota; Fungi; Mucoromycota; Mucoromycetes; Mucorales; Lichtheimiaceae
Exons: 3
Coding region: 1-1602 (533 amino acids)
Molecular function (GO): protein binding
Source: RefSeq, a predicted model, not a curated record